CACAGAAGAAAAGUCUGAGAAACUUUUAAAACAAUAUGCGAAGGACCGUAUAUUUCGUUAUUUUGAAGACUGAUUUCACAGCCCGUUUGAAUUAGGAAUCGACUCUUUUCGACCACCGAUUCAGCAGGAACAAUCAAGAUGGCGAACAUGGACGCAUUUGCCAAAACAAUAGCAAAGGAUUGUGCGGGUGAUGUGGAGAGCUCUGAUAGUUUGGAUGAGAGUGAAGUUGUUCCUGGUGAAGGUGCUGGGAAAACAGAAAACAUGGGCUUUGCCAGUGAAGAAAGACACAAGAGAAGAAAACACAAACAUCGAAGCAAACACCGAAAACAUAAAUAUCCCACACCAGAUGACAGGGACCACAAAUACAAGCACAAACACAAACAUAAGCGCAAACACAGAGACUCAUCCAGAGGCGAUAGAGACUAUUCUACAGGCUGUGAUGGUGCAAUCAUCUCUCCAAAGAGAUCCAGGCUUGAUGAUCUGGUUGCUCUAGAGGAGCUAGAGAAACAGAGGGCCAUGAUUCAAGCAGAGCUUGAUAACGAGCUAAUGGAAGGGGCUGUGCAAUCAGGCAUGGGACUGAUAUUACAAGGUUAUAACACAGACUCAGAGGAGGAUAGUGAGAUCCAGGAGGCUGUAGGAAAUGGUGAGCAAUGGAGAUGGGAUCUCAAUGAACAUGUAAUUUCUAAUGACCAUGGAGACCAUCAGACAACAAUGGAUAUUGGAAGAUCUCGACAAGAUCACACACAUGAUGAAAAACUUGUUUCUUGGCAGGAAGGCAGAAGCACAUCUGAUGAGAUGGUAGUCCGACAGCAUAAGUCAGAAAAAAGAAUAAGUAAUUCUAUGCUAGAUGUUAGCGGUCCCAGCCAUGCGAGGGAGAGGAGACGAUCCCGGAGCAUAGAGAGGUCCAAAAAAGCAGAUCAGAGGUCCAAAUCUCCUGUGAUGUCCAGGGGACGGUUAUCCGGUGACAUAAAGAUGGAGCGAAAGACAACCAAUGCUGAAAGACCCACACAGCCUGAUCAGCAAAAUGUAGAACACAGAAAUGCCAGAUCUUCAGAGAGAAGGAGCAAGUCUAGAUCUAAAGAAAGAUAUACCAACUUGCCAGAAGUUGACAGAGACAGGGAGAGAGAAAGAAAAUCGGUCAAGACACCUUCAGAAGAAGCCUCGUCUGGAAAAGAGAAUAGAUCUCCUUGCAGAAAACAAGAUACAGGUCCAAAACAGCAGAGCCCCACUGUGCAGGCCAGGGCCCACCGCUCCCCUGAACACUUCCCAGUUACCCAGAGCACAGACAGAGGAUCCAGACAGGACAGAUCUUCAUAUCACAACAGAUCCCCUCCUAGGAGAGGCAGAUCUCGGUCUACUGAAAGGAGACGAAGAGAAGAAGACCGUCAGAGACUUUCUAAUGACAGGAUGCGAUCCCGUGAUGUGGCAUGGGGCCGUAGAGAGUUGAGCCCAUCUCUGAGGUCCAGACAGAGGUUAAACCACUCCCCUCUCAGACGGACGUCCCAUUCUCCUAGGAGACGUAGUAGCAGGUCCCCUCUUAGACACAGAUCUAGAGAGUGGGACAGGACAGAUCGCAGACAGCAGUUGCAUUCUGAAUCUCAGAAAAGGUGGAAGAGAAGAAGCAGGGAAAGGGAGGACUUGUUUAAAGGCAGUCUGUCUGAAGGCAUGAAGGUUGAGCAGGAAGACUCAGAUGAUGAAGUGCUGGAGGACUAUGAAAUUGAUGAAGAGGAUGAGGAGGCUUUGAUAGAGCAGAGGAGACUUCAGCGCUUGGCUAUUAUACAGAAAUAUAAGUCUGUGAAUGAGGACAGUAACAUGUCAGGACUUUCAGAGCAUGGUAGUCCUCAGAGCAGCAGUCACAGCCGAUCACCAUCCCCUGAUGACAUCCUUGAGCGUGUGGCCGCUGAUGUCAAAGCCUAUGAACAAGAGAACCUGAACACGUUUGAGGACAAUGUGAAGGCCAAGCAUAAUCUUGUCUCAGAAGAAAAGGAUGGUGCUAAUCUGAAAAAGCCACAAGCCCCUGAUAUGUUCACAGAGUCAGAUGACAUGUUUGCUGCUUACUUUGACAGUGCCCGGUUACGGGCAGCUGGCAUCGGGAAGGACUUUAAGGAGAACCCAAGUCUUAGAGAUAACUGGACAGAUGCAGAGGGCUAUUACCGUGUGAACAUUGGCGAGGUGUUGGACAAACGGUACGGGGUUUACGGCUACACGGGACAGGGUGUCUUUAGUAACGUGAUCCGAGCCAGAGACUUGGCCCGAGCCAAUCAGGAGGUGGCAGUGAAAAUAAUACGCAACAAUGAGAUGAUGCAGAAGACAGGCCUCAAAGAGCUGGAGUUUCUUAAGAAACUAAAUGAUGCUGAUGCAGAUGAUAAGUUCCAUUGUUUGCGGCUGUUUAGACACUUUUACCACAAGCAGCAUCUGUGUCUAGUAUUCGAACCACUCAGCAUGAACCUCCGAGAGGUGUUGAGGAAGUAUGGCAAGGAUGUGGGGCUACACAUCAAGGCUGUGCGCUCGUACAGCCAGCAGCUUUUCUUGGCCCUCAAACUUCUCAAGCGAUGCAACAUCCUGCAUGCUGAUAUCAAACCUGACAACAUCCUGGUGAAUGAAUCUAAGACCAUUCUCAAAUUGUGCGACUUUGGCUCAGCGUCACAUGUGGCUGAUAACGACAUUACACCGUAUCUGGUCAGCCGCUUCUACAGAGCACCUGAGAUCAUCAUUGGAAAGUCAUAUGAUUACGGAAUCGAUAUGUGGUCUGUAGGCUGCACUCUCUAUGAGCUGUACACAGGAAAAAUCCUUUUCCCUGGAAAGACCAAUAACCACAUGCUAAAACUAGCCAUGGACCUGAAAGGAAAAAUGCCUAAUAAAGUGAUCAGGAAAGGUCUAUUCAAGGACCAGCACUUUGACCAAAACUUGAACUUUUUGUACACAGAGGUUGAUAAGGUCACAGAGAGGGAAAAGGUCACAGUCAUGAGCACCAUUAACCAGACUAAGGACCUGUUGAUGGACAUGGUGGGUCGCCAGGCACUACCAGAGGACCAGCGAAAGAAGGUGGUUCAGCUCAAAGAUCUGUUGGACCAGAUCUUGAUGCUGGACCCAGCCAAGCGGAUCACCAUCAACCAGGCAUUACAGCAUCCUUUCAUCCAAGAGAGAAUAUGACCAUAUCAGCACACCUCAGAGACUCUGCCAGCUAAUGAUGGUUUUGUAUCUGCCAAUAUGACUCAGAUGGCAAAAGACCUUUGAAUAUUUUAUUGGCAUUUUGAAAAACGAUGCUAUUUUAUUUUAUUUGUUCAGAUUUGUAGUACUUUUCGAAGCAGGACACGCUCAAGUUUUACACCCUAUAAACUGUAAAAAGAAAAUUCUAUCAAGAUAUUCUAUAUUCAGAUUGCAUGCUUUAUCUACCAAGCUACUUGUAAGUCAACAGCAGUUAAAAUUAUAUUAAUAUCAAAUAUAUUUUAUAUUAUGUUUAUUGUUCAGAAUGUAAGGAUGUCUGUCUUUGUGCUAAGAUCACACAUUUGUUAUUUGAUAUUUGAUGUAAGCCAAAUAUUACUCAACCACUCAAGGACUAGUUAUAGCGUGGCAUGAAACAGACCAGCAUAAAUGCUGUCUAUAUCCACCCUCCCUUAGGUGUGAGAGUGAGAACGCAACCUGGCGUGCAGGCCCUCGGCAUGCCCUUGUCCUAGGUGUGUUUCUGCUGAAUCUGAGGUCUUGGGUCCUGCUUGACCUCAUCUGCAGGGAAAAGCCUCCUCUGUAAAGGCAGGUUGUGCAUCUGUAUCAGUACACUGAAGGUAAGCUUACCCAUCCAUAAGAAACGGGAUUGUCCUUAUGCAUAAUGUCCUAUUGGCUUCUCCUGCAUGUUUACAAAGUGUAAAUUAGAUAAAUGGACAUUGAUUGAGACCCUUUGUCACUCGAUGUGCUGGUGUUUCUCACAGAGCCAAAUCGGUCAGUCUGAAUGAAAAGCACUGGCUGAUACGUUCACAAAAAUGGAAGGAAUCCCUUGAGCAAACCGGUUAUGUUUAACAUUGAGGGUAAGGGUGAAGGGGAACCCAAAUAUUUGUAAUGGACCAAGCACCUUCAGUGUACUGCCUAUGAUAGACAUAAUGCAAAUUUGUUCAGAGUUGUGUUUACAAUCAGCACACUUACUUGUCAUAGUUACUUUGUAGAAGUGUGUGCUUUUUGAAACUGCAUGUGAAUAUAUCAUAUGUAUUGCUUUAAAUGAACUACUGUAUAGUGUGUUUCGCUAUGAAUAGCCAAUUUUGAUAUCUGUGAUUCUUCUCAUGUUUAUGAUUAUGUUGUCUUUUGAUACAGGGGUAUUCCUGCUCUGAUCUAUGAAUCUGCUUGUUACAAGCGGUAAUUGCUUCUUUACUUCAUACCUUAAUUCUUUUAUGUUCCAAAAAGAUAAACAAGUCAAACAAAACAUAGCACAUGUGUGAAGAAUUCUCUCUGUGAUCUUUACAAAGAAGUCCGUCCUGCAUGAUAAUGGAAUCAUUUGUAUUUAUUGUAAAUUCAUAUUAUUUGUUUUAGAAAAAAUAUAUACAAUAAAGAUGUUUUGUGGUUGGAAAAAAAAAUCCAGAAAACAUGAUUUUAGACCUCUUCCUGCUCUUACAAGUGGUCUUCCUUUCAUAAAUUCCAUGUCAGUUCAUCAUAGCUGUAAUAAUGUUAGAACUUAUAAUUCAGUGUCUUAUAAAAAGAAACAUAUGGUCUGUUUUCUUUCACCAACACUAACUGCUGUUUGUGCUGUUUCUCCCACUGUUCUUUGUGUUCGAGUAUAUUCUCCGGACAAUGGAGACUUUUGCCUGCCUGCCUCAGCUUUCAAAGGGACAAGACCUCUUCAAGGCCCUUUAUCCAGGUCACUUCUAAAGGCAUGUUAAGAUCAACACAAAGCAAUGCUCUGAUUAAGAACUUAACAGCCAGUUGAGAGGACUGAUGCUUAUGUGCGUCGUCCUGUGUGAACAGCCCCUUACAUUUGAACAUUACAACGAAGAGUUCAGGUGGAAGAUACAUUUUCUGGCAAAGGUUAUUAUUAAAAUAACAUAUUUUUUAUGAUUUUAGUUUUGAAUAGUUCUACCUGCCAGUGUCAGCCCAAGUUGUCUCAAAUAUGGUCACAGAAUAACUUGCCAACAUACACCUUCGCAUGGACUCUGUUUUAUCUAUCCAGAUGUACUGCAGAAGUUAAUUUUUAGACAGCUGCAUACUUUAUAUCACACAUUAAAUAAUCACCAUGUACAUCAGCUGAUGAGUGUGCAUUUCCACAGGAUGGUUCAAGAACGUGUGCUUUCUGGAAUGUACCAAGAUACUGGUAUAUUUAUUCUUUGUAUUUUAGGUGCUGUCAGUUUAGAGAAGACUCUUAAAGGGAAUCGCAUCUGGAAAAAGGUUUCUGUUUUAGAGAGUGCUCUUAAAGAGAAUUCUGUUUUGAUUCUAAGAUGACACUAGUUUUUAAAGUAGUUUCUCCUUUAGCCUAUGUACAAUUUGACAAAGUUAGAGACUCUGCUAUUGUUUUCCACUUUGAGGCAUAUUAUGAUCUUAAGAGGCACUUUUGAGUAAAUUAAGCAAAUCAAAAUGUAAGAUAUUUAUGCUGUAUUACCUUAUGCAUAUACCUGAUGUAUAUAUCCUAAAUUUGCAAUUAUAAGUUAUGAAUGUGCCGUAGUAAAAUCGCUUUAUUAAUUAAUGGUUAAACAUUCUUACAAAAAAUUUACGUAUGCCAAAUUUAUGAAUGAAAAGGUAAUACUUUUCCUUUUGUUUUUGAGAAAUAUGUUUGCAUUGUCACCCACAAGUGUUUAACACAAUCUAACCAUUUAAAUUCUAUUUCAGGGUAAGUCUAAAAAUUCUUCCGUACUCAUGUGACAGCAAGUGUGAGAGAUAUCCUGACUGCCAGCUGCUGUCCUACUCUAUUAUUGAAGUGCCUUUCAAGAGCUCAUCUCAUCUAUUCAUGGGCGAAAUUACCUACAACAACCAUGCACAGCAUAACAAUACGUUUAUUUUGUGUGAAAUUAAAUUCCAAUAUUGUUCAUUUUUAAUAAAUGCUAAAUUUUAAAAUGG
Myxocyprinus asiaticus (Chinese sucker) is the source of this 6033-nucleotide messenger RNA. Its product is annotated as serine/threonine-protein kinase PRP4 homolog. Gene Ontology annotation, biological process: peptidyl-serine phosphorylation; mRNA cis splicing, via spliceosome; peptidyl-threonine phosphorylation. The transcript is spliced from 15 exons. Bases 139 to 3153 code for a protein of 1004 amino acids. The record is from RefSeq and is a predicted model, not a curated record. Lineage: Eukaryota; Metazoa; Chordata; Actinopteri; Cypriniformes; Catostomidae. Gene Ontology annotation, molecular function: protein serine/threonine kinase activity; ATP binding.